Molecule: messenger RNA, 276 nt
Organism: Xyrichtys novacula (pearly razorfish)
Lineage: Eukaryota; Metazoa; Chordata; Actinopteri; Labriformes; Labridae
Source: the annotation of a GenBank genome assembly
AUGGCCGAUGAUUCAGGGCCCCCUUACACUACCACGACCUCUCAGACUGUUUCUACAUUGACAAAACUCCACUGCUCAAUCACAUUGUCACCAACAGAAGUAGAGGUGAGCCCCGCGGCCGACCGUUUCUACACACCAACAACCACAGAUCUAUCGUAUGUGGAGAAAAAGAGGACAUCAGCAUCACCGUUUAAGCCGCUGCAACUCAAAAAUUCAACCCCCACAGACGUGGCGUCGCAGUACGCUACGAUGUGCAACAUUUUCCUGUUAUCUUAG